GCAGCAGCCAAAAUCAGCCAAGUGAGGCUCACUAACCAAGCGACAUCAAGCAUGUUACUGCUGCAGCCCAAUAGCUCCUUUAGUUCAUUGUCGCCCUUCGAUAACUUCUCCACGCAAACCGCCGCGACGACCUCCACGACGUCGGCAUCGGCAGCUGGACUCCAUAGCCACCUCCUCCAUCAGCAGCAUCACAACCAGCCGCAGCAGCAGCAGCAGCAGCAGGAACAUCUACAGCAGCAGCAGCAGCAGCAGCAGCAACUUGGGAACUCCCAGCAACACCUGCUCAAGUCGGAGACGCUGCUCUCCCAUGAGGAGGAUCAGUUGAUCAGCAACCUGACCGACGCGUCUGUGGUGUCGCACAGCGAACUCUUCUCGGAUCUCUUCUUCCCCUCGGACUCCAACAACUCCCUGCUCUCGCCCACCACCAGCGGCUACCCGGACAAUCCCGCCGAGGACCUGACCAGCUCCAUUGAGAAUCUCACCAAGUUGACGUGCCUGCGGGACAAGCGAUUGUCCUCGAUCCCCGAGCAGCAACUCAGCUCCGAGCAGGAGCAGCAGCUCUGCCUGCUCAGCCUGCGUUCCAGCAGCGAUCCGGCAAUUGCACUGCACGCGCAGCAGCAGCAGCAGCAGCAGCAACAGCAGCAGCAGCAGCACCAGCAGCAGCAGCACCUUCAACUCCAGCUGAUCUCGCCCAUCGGUGGGCCCUUGUCCUGCGGCAGCAGCUUGCCCAGCUUCCAGGAGACCUACUCCUUGAAGUACAACAGCAGUAGCGGGAGCAGCCCCCAGCAGGCGUCCUCCUCCUCCACCGCCGCCCCCACGCCCACCGACCAGGUGCUGACCCUCAAGAUGGACGAGGACUGCUUCCCGCCUCUCUCCGGCGGCUGGAGCGCCAGUCCGCCCGCCCCCUCCCAGCUCCAGCAGCUGCACACCCUGCAGUCCCAGGCCCAAAUGUCGCAUCCCAGCAGCAGCAGCAACAACAGCAACCACAGCAACAACGCGGGCAACAGCCACAACAGUGGCGGCUACAACUACCACGGCCACUUCAAUGCCAUCAAUGCCAGCGCCAACCUGUCGCCCAGCUCCUCGGCGAGUUCCCUCUACGAAUAUAAUGGCGUGUCCGCAGCGGACAACUUCUACGGACAGCAGCAGCAGCAGCAGCAGAGCUACCAGCAACAUAACUACACCUCGCACAAUGGCGAGCGCUACUCGCUGCCCACGUUCCCCACGAUUUCGGAGCUGGCCGCGGCCACAGCAGCUGUGGAAGCCGCGGCGGCGGCCACCAUCUCCUCCCCAUCGGUGGGCGGACCGCCGCCCGUUCGCCGGGCAUCGCUGCCGGUGCAGCGGACCGUUUCGCCAGCCGGAGCCUCGGCGCAGAGCCCAAAGCUGGCCAAGAUCACGCUGGGCCAGCGGCACUGCCAUGCCCAAGCUCUGCAGCUCAGCUCGGCGCCCAAUUCGGCGGCCAGCUCGCCGGCGAGCGCGGAUCUCCAGGCGGGCCGACUGCUCCAGGCUCCGUCGCAGUUGUGCGCCGUUUGUGGCGACACCGCGGCCUGUCAGCACUAUGGAGUGCGCACCUGCGAGGGAUGUAAGGGGUUCUUCAAGCGGACCGUGCAGAAGGGCUCCAAGUAUGUCUGCCUGGCGGACAAGAACUGCCCGGUGGACAAGAGGCGGCGCAACCGCUGCCAGUUCUGCCGUUUCCAAAAGUGCCUGGUCGUGGGCAUGGUCAAGGAAGUGGUGCGCACGGACUCGUUGAAGGGACGGCGGGGCAGGCUGCCCUCGAAACCGAAAUCUCCCCAGGAGUCGCCGCCAUCGCCGCCCAUCUCGUUGAUCACGGCUCUGGUGCGAAGCCAUGUGGACACUACUCCGGAUCCCUCGUGCCUGGACUACAGCCACUACGAGGAGCAGUCGAUGAGCGAGGCAGAUAAGGUGCAGCAGUUCUACCAGCUGCUGACCAGCUCCGUGGACGUGAUCAAGCAGUUCGCCGAGAAGAUUCCCGGCUACUUUGAUCUCCUGCCGGAGGACCAGGAGCUGCUCUUCCAGAGCGCUUCCCUGGAGCUGUUCGUCCUGCGGCUGGCCUAUCGCGCCAGGAUCGACGACACCAAGCUGAUCUUCUGCAAUGGCACGGUGCUCCACCGCACCCAGUGCCUGCGGUCCUUUGGCGAGUGGCUCAACGACAUCAUGGAGUUCAGCCGCAGCCUGCACAACCUGGAGAUCGACAUCUCCGCCUUCGCCUGCCUCUGUGCGCUCACCCUGAUCACAGAACGCCACGGCCUGCGGGAGCCCAAGAAGGUGGAGCAGCUGCAGAUGAAGAUCAUCGGCAGUCUGCGCGACCACGUCACCUACAAUGCCGAGGCCCAGAAGAAGCAGCACUACUUCAGCCGCCUACUGGGCAAGCUGCCCGAGCUGCGAUCCCUGAGCGUCCAGGGACUGCAGAGGAUCUUCUACCUGAAACUGGAGGACCUGGUGCCCGCGCCAGCCCUCAUCGAGAACAUGUUCGUCACCACAUUGCCCUUUUAGGCGAUCGAGCGAUCAAGCGUAUCAUCACAACUUGCUUCCUUAAACUAGCCCCUAAGUUAUGCCUCCUAAGAUAUGCAGAGAAGGACCCAGUAGGACCCAACUAGCUUUGGCAGAAGCCUGAAAUAAAUAAAUCUCACCACAGCAAACGCGGACCCAGGCCAUAUCUCUAGAGUAGAGCUAGGUAGUUUGCCGGACAGCCCCGGCUCCUUCAAUAAUUACGGACAUGAAUAUUUGAGAGAGGGUUUCCAGUGCACAGCCUAUGGCUCCUGCGUGACUCGUCAGCACCGCGAGUUCCAACUUGUUGACGUUAAUUGUUAAAUUGUUUAAUUUCAACUGUCAAAAGCGGAAUCAACGGCCAGGCACGCAAUGGAAACACUUUCCAUCCCAGGACUUCGAAGCUUGCUCAACCGCAUUCGGCACUACGGACGGACAAACAACGGACAGAACGGACCGAACGGACAGAACUCUCUUGCUCUCUUGCCUUUUGCUAACUUCUAGUCAAUUGAUUUAGGCGAAACAAAUAAAUAAAUAAAG
This is a messenger RNA of Drosophila erecta, 3048 nucleotides long. RefSeq names its product probable nuclear hormone receptor HR38 (gene Hr38). The record is from RefSeq and is a predicted model, not a curated record. Gene Ontology annotation, biological process: cellular response to corticotropin-releasing hormone stimulus; regulation of transcription by RNA polymerase II. Gene Ontology annotation, molecular function: DNA-binding transcription factor activity, RNA polymerase II-specific; nuclear glucocorticoid receptor binding; zinc ion binding. Gene Ontology annotation, cellular component: nucleus; transcription regulator complex. Bases 52 to 2514 code for a protein of 820 amino acids. The transcript is spliced from 4 exons. Lineage: Eukaryota; Metazoa; Arthropoda; Insecta; Diptera; Drosophilidae.